Messenger RNA from Aedes albopictus (Asian tiger mosquito), 6742 nucleotides. Its product is annotated as paired mesoderm homeobox protein 2B-like. Lineage: Eukaryota; Metazoa; Arthropoda; Insecta; Diptera; Culicidae. The record is from RefSeq and is a predicted model, not a curated record. Bases 1187 to 2395 code for a protein of 402 amino acids. Gene Ontology annotation, biological process: regulation of transcription by RNA polymerase II. Gene Ontology annotation, molecular function: RNA polymerase II transcription regulatory region sequence-specific DNA binding; DNA-binding transcription factor activity, RNA polymerase II-specific. The transcript is spliced from 4 exons.
CGCAAGCCACGCCCCUAAUCACUUGCCCGCAAUGCAAAGGACACUGAAUGCCAUGCGGAGGAAAACAGCCAGCGCUAGGGAUGCUCACGAGUGGCGUUUGUGUAGGGGGUUUAUCACAGCAUCACAGAGCUCGAAGCAGGUUUUGAGUUCACGUUAUUGAAUUAGGCUUAUCAUUUGAUUUUGGCUACGGGAAGCAACCGGUCGCGUGCUGUGCUUUUUGUCUGGCCUCUACUGGCACUGGAGAGUUGUUGUUUCCUCCGGAAGUUCGGUUCUGUCUCGAAAGUUGCUGCAGAGUUUUGUGCGGUUUUGCACACACAAGUCCUUGAGGCGUUUAAUCGGGAAGGCAGAAGAACAAAAAAAAGGUGUGACAGGUGGUGAUGAAAUUGAAGAAUUUUCUCCGAGCACUUAAUUGAGGGUUGUUUUUUUUGAGCAAGUGAGUGGCGAAGAAGUUCGCGAGAAAUAACAAUCGUACCGAGGGUGGGCUGCGAAGCGAAGUGAGUGAGGUUAUGUGUUUGCGCAUAGCGUGACUUGACGUCGACGUCUUUAAGUAAACGACACGCUUCGGAAGGGAGGCUUCUGCGUCGGCGAGGGGAGGAAGAUAAUCCAAUUCGAACCAACGGAAAUCUAAUAAUCUAUUCCUGAUUCGAUAACAGUAACAAUGAUUUCGAUCUGAUUGAAGUGAUACCAGCAGUGAUUGUGGCGAUAGUCAAGUGUUCCCAGCAAGGUCGUAUCUUUAAAAAAUAAUUUGCCUCAUGAAACUUGAAUUGCGCGAAAAGUGAGUGUUGAAAGGUGUAAAAAAAACAAAAAUACAUUUCCAGGUAUAUUGGGUGGGAAGUAUUGUGUGUUGCCAGCAGAACGAGAGAGAAUCUCAUCAAAAAGGCAUGAAUCCCCAUCGGCGGAGGUGUUGAACGCGGAAAACUCAUGGAUAAUAAAAAUAAAUAACCCCCGAAAAUAAAAACGAGUAACCAGGAACCAGCGACCAGUGCUUUCGGAUUGUAUGCGUUUUGCCAACCAUUUCUGGUACCGAAAAGCGGCUUGAUUAAUAUUUAAUUCCAUUUCGGGAGUCUCGCACCCCUUGAACAUUCAGAACAACAAAACAAAACGCGAAUCAGCAUAAUAGUAAUCGAAACAAACCCCUUAUUCGACCGAACCCGAAGCAAAAACCGCCAAAAUUUAUCCCCACGAGAUGGACUACUCCUACCUGAACCAGGCGGCGGCCGGAUUCGAUUCCAGCUGCCUCCAGGGCGGUAUGGAUCCGACGGGCCUGGGCAACAUGCCGUGCACCUACGGCGAUCUGACCUCGUGCAGUCAGAUGUCCCAGGCAGCGUACACUCGCUAUACGGCAGCGGCGGCUUCGAUGGCCCGGUCGUACAAUCCCGUUGGUUCCGGAGUUGGACCGGGUAAUGUGACGAUGAGUGCGCUGCACCAUGCAGCAGCGGCCGCCGGACCCGGAAGCCAGUGUUCGGUGAUGGGUGGCCGGAGCCACCAGGAUGUGCACCGGGCGUCCAUGUUCCAGACGUCGAUGAAUUUGCAAUCCGGCCUUCCCUACAAAGUGUACUCCGGUCACGACUCGGUCCUGGCGGAGAAGCGGAAACAACGUCGGAUACGAACCACCUUCACGUCGGCCCAGCUCAAGGAGCUGGAACGUGCCUUCCAGGAGACGCACUAUCCGGACAUCUACACCCGGGAGGAGAUUGCCAUGAAGAUUGACCUCACCGAGGCGAGGGUACAGGUUUGGUUCCAGAACCGACGGGCAAAAUUCCGGAAGCAGGAACGGAUCGCCCAACAGAAGGUGUCUAGCAAUAACAACAACAACAGCAACACAAGCAACAACAAUAACAACGGUGCCGAUUCGUCAUCGGUCAAGAGCGAACAGAAAUCGUCCAACGGUGGCGUGGCUGCCGGAAGUACAACCCCCAAGGAUAUCAAACCGGGUUCGCCGCUGUCCAAUGUGUCCACCACGCCCAACUCGAGUGCUUCCUCCCACCAAUCGAACGGAGACAUUAAGCCGAUUAAUGGAAAACUAUCCGAUUCGGAUCUGAAUGGCCUGUCGGUGCCGCACCACGGAGGCCCCGGAGGUGGAGCAGGUGGUGGCCUCGGGUCCCUCCACCACCACCAUCACAACAACAACAACAACAGUAGCAGCAGCAGCAGUGCCAGCAAAUGGAGCUCCUCGUGUAAUCCACUGCUGCAAAGCCAGAAAGCAUCGUCGGCAACAGCGGCGGUUAACCACUUGGGCAUGAAUCACAAUCUGCAGAAUCACCACCACCACGCGGUAGCGGCCCUUUCGUCCCCGUUCUCGUCGCUGCUUGGGGCAGGCGGUGGAGCCGCCGGGUACUUGUUGGAUCCCCUAGGGGGGCUGAACAAAACGACCGCCGCCAAUCAUCUGUUCUAAUUGGACGGGGGGGGCUAGAGGUCGAUAUUAGUAUUAAGCAUUCCACACUAGUCGUAGGUUUAAGAUACGAAAGGCUAACGAUAAGAUUUGGUGAAGCAACUUCACCGGUGUAGAUACAGACUCAAUUUUUCAUAAAAUCUUGUCACAAUCAAAGCAGGCUGAGCAAGAACGAAUCUAGUCAUCAUUAGAAAAUCGCUUUUCAGCAGGAUUAUUGCUGCUUACUAGAUACACAGUGCAGAUGCCGAGCCAAGCAAAGAGAAAAAGAAAAGGUAGAAGCUGUAGCAUAUAGUAGGCAGAGCAGGGGUAUGAUUCCAUGACAACGCGAUGACGAAUAUGUCCGUUUCGGUGAGAUUGAGUGACGUUAAUUAAAUACAGAAGUCAAUUACUAAGUAUUUCGCUGCAUGGGUUGAUGGUUGGAACGCAUACAUAGGUUCAAAUGGACAGGUUUGAGUUUCCAGCUGACAAGGCGCUUUAAUUGCACUUUGGAUUGACCAAAUAUUCAGAAAUAUUCAGAAAAAUGAAAAACUUCCAAUAUUACUUGCAUAGGUAUUUAAGAUUGUCCGACAACUUUUUCUGGUCGAAUUCCUAAAGCAAGUUUAUAUUGUUUGUGAUUAAAACGGAAUAAAACAGAAAAUUUGGAUCGGUACUCCCUCAUUGUUUUAGUAGUCUCUAAAGAAUUUUUCAAUUAUAUCAGCAACUCGUUUGGUAUUUGUUUUUUAACUCUCCAAAAACUCUUCUAGCAAUUCCUUUGAAAUUCCUUCGGUAACGCCUUUGGUAAUUCAUUCAACAAUGACUCUGCGAAUUUCCUUGCAAAUUUCUUUGAACAUGAAUUUCUUUAUUUAUGCUAUUUGGAAUUUUUUCAGAAUUCCUUUCAAAAUUUAUUUGUGAAUACAUACUUGCAGAAACUUGUAUUGCAAUUUCUUCGCCAAUUUAUUUUGGGGUUGGAUUUGGUCAAUGAACUGCACACUUUGGUUGAUUUUCUACUCUCCGCAUCGAUUAAGAAUCGGGGAAUCACAAUAUUGUAUGGCAAAUAGCAUCUGCGGCUCCAUGGUGGUGCUACUAGUGUCACCAAGCUCUUAGUCGCAUCGUGCUGAAGAGCGCGGGUUCGAUUCCCGCCGUAGCUGUCAGGAAAAGUUUUCGGCUGUGCCACUGGGCGUUGCAUGCUGGUCUGUUGUCUAGUGUCGUGUUUCCCUCAAUUUUUUGUUUCCUUUCAUUUUUGAAAAAAUAUAUUUGUUAGCGGUUGUGCACAAGGAUAACCGCUUUGAUGCCUACCAAAUAUGUUUUUGGGAAAUGCUUUUUUUUUCGAGAAAUUCGAGUUUAGAUGCUUUUUGUCAUACAAAAUGAAAUGGUUUUACUUCUGCCGAUCAACCAAUGCCAAGAGGUACUCCCGUUGUUCUUCCAGAUUUUUUUUUCUGGGAUUUCUUCUCCAAGAAUUCCAUCCUAAAUUCUCCUAAUAGUUUCUUUUGAAAUGUAUUCAAGAGUUUUUUUUUUACUUCCUUUUCCCCGGAUUUCUUUCGGGAUUCCUUCGGGCCUUCUUUCGGAGAUUGCAUCAGGAAUUUGUUCCAAGAUUCCCCAAGAAACUCCUCCAAAACUCCGUUAGGGCAUUUCUAGAAUUCUAUGCGAGAUUCCUCCCAGAAUUCCUUCUGAAAUUUCUUCAGAAAUUCUUUCUAAGAACCUUUCAGGAAUCCUACAAGAACUUUUUGCAGUAUUCCAUCAAAAUCUUCUUCGGAAUUAUGCCAGGACCUCCUUCCGGGAUUUAUACGGUAAUUGCACCGGGAACUUCUUCCGGAAUUCCCUCAAGAACAUUUUCCGGGAUUCUUACAGAAACUACUUCCAGGAUUCUUCCGGGACCUCCAUCAGGGAUUCAUUUGGGUUUUUUUUUCUAGGCUUCUGCCAGGAAUUACUUCUGAAAUUUCUUCAGGAAUUCCUUCGUGGAUUUCUUCGGGAACUUCUUCCGAGAUUCUUUUCGGAACUCUUUCUGGGAUGCCUCUUGAAACUCAUUCUGGGAAAUUCUUCUAGAUUUCAUCAGAAACUGCUUCCAGGAUUUCUGCAGAAACUGUUUCCAGGAUUCAUCUAGGAACUCUUUUCUGGAUUUCUUCAAGCUUCGUUUGAAUUCCUGCAGAUCCUUCUGAAAUUUCUCAGGAAGUUCAUUCUGGAAUUCUUUCAGAUGCUUCUAAUGGAAAUCCUCCAGAAGUCGAUUAGGGAAUAUUUUGAGAAGUUCCUCCUGCAUGUUUUGUUUAUGGAUUUCCUUAUGAAAUUCCUACAGGAUUUCCUUGAGCAAAUAUUCCAGAAAGUCCUUCUGGUUUUCAUCAGAAACUUUUAGGAGAAUUUUGGAUGUAAUUCCAGGAAGGAGUUCCUGAGAGGGAACCUGUUAGAAACCUCAGAGGAAACACCUGGAGGGACCCCAUUGCUGGCAACUUCAGAAGGAACCCCAAAAAGAAUCUCAGAUAUGAGGAAACACAGAAGAAAAUCCUAUAGGUAUCCUAGAAAAAAAGAUAUGGAGAAACCACGGAAGGAAUUCCUGGAAGAAUCUCAGGAAAAUUGUUUGGGUAAGCUCGGAAGGAGUAAUCCUGGUGGGACCUCGGAAUUAAUUUCUAGAGAAAUUUGGGAAAAAAAAAUAAAAAAAAUCCAGGGUCUCCUAAAAUUCUUUCGCCAGAACCUCCUACAACCGCAACAAUCUCAGAAAGUAUUCCUCAGCAAAUAAUGAAAAAAUCUCUGAAAGAAUCCCGGAAGUGCUGUUUCGAGAAAUCCUGGCAAGAGCUCUUGAAGGUAUUCCAAAAAAAACCUUUUUAGGAAUCUCAGAAGAAAUUCCUGGAAGAAAUCCAGAGGGAACUUCUGAAUGAAACCUAAAUAAACCCUCGGAAGAAUCUAAUCUAGAACUCCCUGAAAAUCCUACAAGACACUCUUGGAGAAUUCCUGGAACAAAUUUGUGAGGAAUACACGACAGAUUCCUGGGAUUCCUGUGGUAUCUCACAAAAACAACCUGAAGGGAUGCCACCGUGCCAUUAUCAAGUCAUAAAUCAGCACACUUUCCCACACACGCGCACCCCACAUUAUGAAUCAAAUCAAACCUCCCAUGAAAAGCUGACGAAAUUGUCCGUAUCGUAAACAACAACCCACGAAACGUUAAAGCCUUAAAAAAAUAUCAUAACAACCGCCGUAUGUAGUGGAUGUAUGUAUGUAUGUAUGUAGUAUGUAUUGGAAUUUCCAAUUAGCCGAAGGGAUUAACAAAAGAAUUUCUAAAAUAUUUGUCUGAGAAAUUUCCAAAUCAAUGGCUUGAGAAAUUUCCAGAGGAAUUGCCGGAAAAGCUUGCUAUGAAAUUUUCGGAGAAAGUGUAGAAUUAGCAUAAUUUAAAAUACACAGAAAUAAAAAUUUGAAAAAAUAAAUAAAAAUUUCGGAGAAGAUUCAGAUGCUUUUCGUCAUACAAAAUAAAAUGGUUUUAAUCAUGCUGAUCAAUGGUCAUGCGCCAAAAUUCCCAGAAAUUCACAAAGGGAUCUCCGAAGAAAUGAUCAAUGAAACAACCAAAAGAAUUCUCAAAGAAUUUUAAUAAAUUUUUCAAAAAAAAAAAAUUCCGUCAAAAUUUAUAAAAAAAAUUGUCGAAGCAAUUUUCGGAAGAGCAUGUAUGCACUCAAAUCCUAAAGAAUUACAGAAGAAAACACAAGAAAAUUUAAGAAGAAAUUUCAUAACAAAUUUCCAAAGAAAUUACUGAUCAAAUUCCAAUAAAACUAACGCAGAAAAUUCUCAAAGAAAAUGACGAAGCAGUUUGAAGGAAUUUCCGAAAAUAUUCAUAAAACAUAUAUCUAGAGAAAUUCCAGAAGAAAUAGACGAACAAUUUAUAAAAGCAUUAUUUAAGAAAUUCACAAAGCAGUUAUCAAGCAUUUUUUGCAGAAAUAACCGAAUAAUUUCUCAAAAUAUAUUGCCGACAACAUUUUCAAUUGUAUUGCUGAAGUAAAUACCGGAGCAAUUCUUGAAGGAAUUUCCAAAGAAAUUCUCAGUGGGUGAAAUAAUAGCCUACCCUAUUUCCUAAUUCAAUUCGAAAAACAAAUAUGUGAUUUGAACGUACCAUCUUUAUUUAUUUAAUUAUGCUUCUUCUUCUUCUUUAUGGCUGUACGUCCCCACUGAGACUUGGCCUGCCUCUCUCCAAUUUAGUAUUCUUUGAGCACUUCCACAGUUAUUAAUUGGAGGGCUUUCUUUGCCUGCCAUUGCAUGAAUUUGGAUAUUGUGAGGCAAGCACAAUGAUACACUAUGCCCAGGGAGUCGAGAAAAUUUUCCCGACCGGAACGGGAAUCGAACCCGCCAUCUCCGGAUUGGCGAUCCAUAGCCUUAACCACUAGGCUAACUGGAGAC